AUGCUGGAGAGCUGCUCGGAGUUACCAGAUUGCGUGGACAUGCAGGCUCUGUAUCAAGGACAGAGGAAGAAGAUUGAAGCUGAAGAACAUGUGGCUACUAGUGGCUUCUGCCAGGUUUUUAGACACUCGAAACACUUUUUUUCUUUUUUUCCUUCUCCCCCUUCCCCCCCGCGAGAAGCCAUUCAUGCAAUUUUGGUUUACAGUCAAAGUGCAGAAGAACUUUUGAAACGAAGGAAAGUCUAUCGAGAAAUAAUUUUUAAGUAUUUGGCAAUACAAGGAAUUCCAGUGCCUCCUUCUUCAGAGAAGCACCAACUCAUUGAUCGUGCAAAGCAAUACUGGAAUGGGCAGCUCACAGCAAGCUCCUCGAAAUGGGAGGACAGCAAAACACACACAGCGAGUCAUGAAAAAAAUCAAAAGCUACCAAAUGAUGACGUUCAUGAUCUAGGAGAAGAAUUCUGUCAAUGGUUCUUUGAACUCCUGAACUCUCAACAUCCCUUGAGUGUACAGUCUGAAGAAACAUGGGGACCACAGCAUUUUUGGGAGGAUGCCAAAAUGAAAUUCUGUUAUAAUACAUUAGAAAAAAACACGGAAGAAUAUGUUGGUGCAGAAAUGGUGAGCCUUCGUCUGCUCUCGUUGGUGAAAGAAGAAUACCUUCUACUGAAUCCCAAUUUGAAUGCUGACGGACUGAAAUGUACAAUGUCUCGACAUGGGUUAGUACUGGUAGCAGUGGCUGGUACGGUACAUAGAGGCAACACUUGUUUGGGUGUCUUUGAACAAAUUUUUGGACUUAUCCGCUGUCCGAUUAGAGAGAACACCUGGAAAAUAAAAUUUGUGAAUCUUAAAAUAGUUGGACAGAAUGCUCUGGAGCCUGGGAAACGAAUUGAAAAGCCAUCCAUAAAAUAUGAAUCAAACCAACUGCAGGCAUUGUAUGAUGGAAAAGAACUGAGUCUGAUUGAACCUCAGAAAUUCUGAGCAAUUCCUUCAGAAUUGAGAGACUGUGAGGAAAAAACAUAGGGCACUUGUAGUGCAUUCCUAAAUAUUGAAAUGAUUGCAGCCAUGUGAUGUUGUCUCUUUCUUGAGUCAGAUUUACUAACUGGAUGGCGAACUGAGAUACCGAGUAUAAAAUGUUAGUAGUAUUUUGGGCACCUUUCCAACAGCUAACAAAUACUUCAGAUUGUUUCUGUAUUUAGAGAUGGAAUUAUUUUGGUUAUUCUUGGUUACAAAACAUGGUUAUGUUUAAAUAUGCUCUGGCAGCAGUAUGUGAUGAACUUGAUGACUUUGGUCCACCCGUUGUAGGUUGCUUCUCUUUGGGUCACCAGUUUAAACUCUUAUAUAAAUUGUAUCAGAAAGUCAUGGUAUCUGGCUUGGUGAAAUUGGGAUUAUUGAGUGUCUUAAUGGGCUACUAAAUCCCAAGAAAGCCGACUACCAUUUUGGGAGGUUUUUGGAGAGAACAGACAAAAUAAUGUGAAUGGAGACUACUUCUACUUAUGUUCUAAAUACGAUUCCUUUACUGAACAAUAGGAGUAGUUUAAUGGAACAAUGUAGGGUAGUUAGCACUGUUGAAGCCUUUUUCUUUUUGAAUUAAUAGCUUCCCUUUCUUUUACCUUAAAGUUUCAACUUUGCAAUCAGUUCAGACAAACUCCAUUCUUCUAGCUAUAUCCUCAAGCUGGCAAAUUUGAAAUGGUUACCCAGGCAUUCAUUUCUAGUGCUAGGUCAAGUAGUUGACUUCAGGACAUACUGCAGCACUGUCGGAAACAAAUGCUUUGAUAAUUAUUUGUAUAUACUUGCAACAGAGUUUCUAAUUUAAUGAUUGUGAUUCUUGUAUGUUUUCUCAAAAUAAGAAUUUUAUCUAGUCAUAGCUGCUUUGUUACAUUAACUAGAAGUCAAUUUAGUAACACUGGGAAGUUGCAGCUAGAGCUGAUUUAAAAAAAAAUGUGAUUACUAGUUCAUUACUGAAAUUAAUGUUGUUGUAGAACUUGAGUGCUUUUUAAAAUUCUCUUUUUAUAAAUGUUUAAAGAUGUGACAAUAGAUGCAAUAACUUUUUUUUUUCCAGCGGCUUGCUUGGGUUAUUCAGUUUUAUUCGGAACAAUCUGAAUCUCAAGUUCUCCUUGACAAUUUUUCUUUAAUAAUUUCUUUUCUAAGUGAAAGUUCAAAUUCCGAAUGUUCUUUCCCGAUAACCUAUUGAGGUAUGACUUCAUCAGCUACUAAUUUAUAAUAAACACUGAAGAAGCAGUUUC
This is a messenger RNA of Struthio camelus australis, 2237 nucleotides long. The record is from RefSeq and is a predicted model, not a curated record. Lineage: Eukaryota; Metazoa; Chordata; Aves; Struthioniformes; Struthionidae.